GUCUGUGCUUCACCACCCAGGUCUUUUCGCUUCUUUUCUGACAUAUCUUUGUCCUGGUCUCUACCGUUUGCCGGUUUCCCCCCCCAUCUCCGGUUAAUAAUUGUUUCAAUCUUUGCUGGACAAAGACACCAUCCGUUGAUCGGAUACAUCAUGUUAUUGAGAUACCCCCAGAGUUGUAUGUGCUAAUAUUCUGUUUGCAUCGCAAUUUCGGCCAGAGAUCAGGGCAGGACUUACGGCCCCUACUACUUAUUAAUAUACUACCUCUCCCAAAUCUCAGUGGGAUCAAACAAGUGAUCUGGAAUCACCAUGGCAGACUCAUACCGCCAGGUUGCGACGUUGAGUUCGCCUUUGCGGCUGGCCCGCAGACCUUUACUUAAUACUAUAAUUGAAGCGAAUGAACCUUCCCCAGAAGGACAACCCCGGAAAAGCGAGAUUGGAGUCAGAGAAAGUUUACAUUCGAUCAAGAUUGCGAUGGCAUUUUCUCCCGAAACCGCCGAAAAAAUGACGACGCCCGUUUCCUCGCUGUCGACAUCGUCGUCUUGCUCUGACCAUGAAUGGCAGCAAGGCUUGCAAGCAUUCGACGAUUUAUACGACGCGACUGAUGAUGAAUCGUGCCCAUCACUGACCGAGAGCCGCCCCAGUAGCAUGGCGGCCUCGUCAGUAAGGAGCUCGACGUACUCCGCAAACAAUCGCAACAAGUAUCCCAGGAUUACAAUACCAGCAGCAGCCCUAUGGCCUUCGCUUGCAAAUCCUCAUAAGAGCUCUCCAGUCCCCCCGACACCGCCACCCAAAAUCCCAGUGUCACCCGCGGCAUUGUCAAUGCUUCCAAGUAUGGUUCCAGCAUUACACGCGCCGCCGUCUUUAGAUGGUAGUUUGUCUUCUGAUCAAAUCUCGAACUUGAGCGCUCCUGCUACCCCAGAUUUGCGCCCCCUCCGGGAUAGAGAAUGGGAUAGUGGGGUGAUUCGCGUGCAUCAUGACUCUGACGUGCCAAGCAGUGCUGGGGGUUCUAGCACUGGUCUCGCUGCCGAAGAAGAACGUGCGAUUGAGGCAUCGAGUGACGAUUGGAACCCGCUCCUCAAUAGUUUUCCCACGAUUCCUGCGGGCCUUGAGGGGGACGCUUCGGCAUCGGCCCAAGGAGCACUCACUCAGAGCUCUAUAAACUCACCUAGUCCUGACAUGGAUGGUGUUAUGCUUCCUCCAGGUGCCCUUGCCACACUUCAACAUAUUCCACUCGAAUGUCCUCCCGACCCGUGGUCCGAAACCUCGGAGACCAACGACGAGAUGUGGCAGCUUUCUGCCCCGGUACGUCGACCCCGUAGCGCAGAUGACGCCACCCCGAAUUCUGAGCUGUCUGGUUACAGCUUUACGAAUCUUAGCAUUCCAUCUCCGGGUGGCUUCUUCUCGUCUUUGGAUGCCAGGUCUCGCCAUACAUGGGCAUUACCGAGUGCGACUAAUCCCCCGACUUCGGCAGUAGCUGCAAGGUUUUACGACCUCCCGUGGGCUCGAGACGAAGGACAAAUUGUGGAACAAGUCGUGGAACUCCCUGAAGACAGUUUGAGUGACGACCAACCAACCGCUGUUCCUAUUACAGCCAUCAGGAUUACCAGCUCCAACCACGGACGUAGCACAUCCUACGAUAGUAAAAGUCCUGUUCAGGAACUCAACAGACCCGCAGUCACUUACGAAUAUGAUGAAGCUUAUGAUGAAGAGUUGAAACGGCAAGCUGUUGCUAAUCUCGAUCGCACCAGCGUAUGGCUUGCCGCCCAGCAGACAUACCUGUUAGCCCUCAGUGAUUCCAACCCGGUCAAUGAAGUGAACAAGAGCAAAGAAAUCGCAAGUCCUGCUACCGACAAACGCCCUGCUUCAUCCUCCGCCGAGUCACCCCCUAGAAAAUCGGUACGGUUUUCGGACGCUGUACAGGAGACCACUAUUUCGCCAGCUCCGCCGGAGCCUGCUAGCAAGGAUUCAAUCUACUGGCGAGGAUUCCAAUUUGUUUUACGUUUGUACUGCCGUCGCGAUAUUUUCCUUCACAGUAAUAUUCGUUUUGACGCUAUACAAUCUGUUCGUCUCGGGCUAAGAGACAAACAUCUUGACGCCUUGAUCGGGAAGUUUGAAUUAGUUAACCCGGUUAGACCAGGUUACAAAGGCCCAUUCUCCCAGGCGCCACGAAACUCCGUCGCUGCCGAAAUUCUAGCAGAUCAAGCACUAUUUUCAAAGCUUGAGAAGGAGCAAAUGGUCCUUGCCCAGCUCUGGCAAUCCAUGUGGGCGAUUGACGCUAUGCGCUUCCUCAAUGGUGGCCACCUUCUUUCCAGUCCAGCAGGACGGCGACUUCCCAAGGCCACCUUGCCACUAAAAAGCCCUGGAAAUGCUGGUAAACGCAGGUUGAGGGUUCUUGAUUUUGGAGGUCAGGCCACGUGUGGAUGGGCCUGGCAUCUAGCUAAUGACUGCCCGAAUGUCAAGAUCUACACAGUUGUCCGUAAGGACCAAGAAGUCAACAGCCAUAUCAAAGGACCUUCAAACCACCGCAGAGUCUCGGUACCUUGCCUGUGGAGGCUGCCAUUCCGCGACAAUCAAUUCGAUGUCAUUUCUGCUCGAUCGUUGCACGCUCUUCUCAAGGCCGAGCGCCCGAAUGGAGAGGAAUUCGACGAGUUUGACCUGUGUCUUCAGGAAUGCUACCGCUGCUUGAAGCCCGGUGGUUAUCUUGAAUUCUUUGUAAUAGACGCAGAAAUCGCCAAAGCUGGCUCAUAUGGCUCGGCUGCGUCUGUUGAGUUUGCGUUCAACUUGAAAGCACGUGGGUACGAUCCCACCCCGACACGUCAAUUCCUCACUCGUCUGAAGAAGAACAACUUCUCGGAUAUGAAGCGAGCCUGGUUGUUCCUUCCAAUGGGUGUCGAGCCCGCGCAGGUAGAGCCAAUGCGGGAAACCCCUAAUCCGAGAGUGAAGAGUCAAAUCGACUGCGAGGCUGUCCAGGGACCUAUCGGCAGCACCGCUGACGUCGCAAGCAUGACUGGCUUGCUUGGUGGGUGGAUGUGGGAGCAAUGGCUCUUGAGGUUGCAGAUGGAAAUGGGACGAGAGCACAAAGACCUAUUGAAGGGAAUCGGCGCUGUUUUUGACGAAGGCCGCAAGAAAAACUCGGGUUGGACCUGUCUAUGUGGUUGGGCUAUGAAGCCGAAGCGGAGACUCUCGGCGCGAUCAUCGCAGCUGUAAGCUCUUUAAUAUGGUGUCACUCUCUUUGGUGUUCUUUUUUUGUGCUUGGAAAUAUACCCCUCCCCCAUUUUUUUUUUUUUGAUAUUGAGAAUUUCAAACUGACUCCAAUCGUGUCAAUAUGUUCAUUUCCUACGUCAAGUCACAUAGUCAUCCGGAUUCUGUUAUAUUACUGUGAUACUUCUUUGGAAAGGGGGUUUGGAGGAUGUAAUAUAAAAGAAUAACACAACGUAAAUAGCCUAAAAAAAUCGAAAAUUAUGCUUCAUGCGAACA
This is a messenger RNA of Talaromyces proteolyticus, 3477 nucleotides long. RefSeq lists its product as uncharacterized. The transcript has a single exon. Gene Ontology annotation, molecular function: S-adenosylmethionine-dependent methyltransferase activity. The record is from RefSeq and is a predicted model, not a curated record. Lineage: Eukaryota; Fungi; Ascomycota; Eurotiomycetes; Eurotiales; Trichocomaceae. Bases 307 to 3207 code for a protein of 966 amino acids.